AUGUCCCGGGCUCGGCCAUUAUUUUGGGACUGGUUUGGUGCCGCGUUGUUUUCUAGUGUCAUCUCCUAGCGGCCUGCCACCGAGGCGACAGUACCCAGGGCUAGACUGCGAGAGGAACCCUGGUCUUAUAGAUGAUGUUCUCCAAGCUCUAAGGAAGAAAUCAAGCAAGAAUUAAGGGGACGUGGAGAGGAACCUUUCUAAAAAGGCAACAAUGACGAGAGAAAAUUGGGCCCACAAUGCUCUGAGACAAGAGGGUCUUGUGAAAGGGAAGGAUGAUACCUGGAAAUGGGGAACCAGCUUCCAAGGGAGCAGCUCCUCUGUUUGGGAGACCUCUCACAUGCACUUUAGACAGUUACGUUACCAUGAGACAUCUGGACCCCAGGAGGCUCUGAGCCGGCUCCGAGAGCUCUGUCGCCGAUGGCUGAGGCCAGAAGCACGCACCAAGGCUCAGAUCCUAGAGCUGCUGGUGCUGGAGCAGUUUCUGAGCAUCCUGCCUGGGGAGAUUCGGACCUGGGUGCAGCUCCAUCGUCCUGGCAGUGGCGAGGAGGCUGUGGCCCUGGUAGAGGAGCUGCAGAAAGACCUUGAUGGACCAGCACUAAAAGGUCCAUUCCUUGUCCAGGACCAGGACAUUCUCCAGGAGGGUUUGAGUGCUCCAGGAACAGCAUUUGUUCCUGCAUCUCCCAGCAGCCACUUAUCAGCUGAAAUUCAUCUGAAUCCUCUUUCUGACAGAGUGGUGUUCAACCUCCAGGAUCCUCCACAUGAUUCUCCUGCCCCUGAGGCUUCUGCCCUAUCCCAGGAAGAGAACCCAAGAAAUCAAUUAAUGGCACUUAUGCUCCUAACUGCCCAGCCCCAGGAGUUGGUAAUGUUUGAGGAGGUGUCUGUAUGCUUCACUUCAGAGGAAUGGGCAUGUCUGGGCCCAAUUCAGAGAGCCUUGUACUGGGAUGUUAUGCUGGAGAAUUAUGGAAAUGUGACCUCUCUAGAAUGGGAGACCAUGACUGAAAAUGAGGAGGUGACAUCAAAGCCAAAUAUUUCUCAAAGAGCAGAUGCUCAGAAAGGAAUAUCAAAAAGACUUCAAGGCAGUGUUUCCCAGGUCCCUGGUUUUGAGGAAGAAUGUGAAUGGCAAGUUUUGGAAAGUCAGUGGGGAAAUGAAACAGGAGAAAGGGUAGAUGCAAUGAAAAAAGGUUCCCUGUGUGAACAAGACAAGAAGAAAAGGACUUUACCAGAAAAACGGGGCCAGAAGUGGAAGGAAUUUGGAGAAAGCUUGACUUUAGGUUCAGCUGUUUCUGAAAGUUUAAUAGGUACUGAGGGAAAGAAGUACUAUAAGUGUGACAUAUGUUGUAAACAUUUAAAUAAAAUUUCACAUCUCAUAAACCAUCGGAGAAUCCAUACUGGUGAGAAACCUCAUAAAUGUAAGGAGUGUGGAAAGGGCUUUAUUCAGCGCUCAAGCCUUCUAAUGCACCUUCGAAACCAUUCUGGGGAGAAACCAUAUAAAUGUAAUGAAUGUGGGAAAGCAUUCUCUCAAAGUGCUUACCUUUUAAACCAUCAGAGGAUCCACACUGGGGAGAAACCUUAUAAAUGUAAGGAAUGUGGAAAGGGCUUCUAUAGGCAUUCAGGCCUCAUUAUACAUCUAAGACGCCAUUCAGGGGAGAGACCUUACAAAUGUAAUGAGUGUGGGAAAGUUUUCUCUCAAAACGCUUACCUCAUUGACCACCAGAGGCUCCAUAAAGGAGAAGAACCUUAUAAAUGUAAUAAAUGCCAGAAAGCUUUCAUUCUGAAGAAGAGCCUCAUUCUGCACCAGAGAAUUCACUCUGGGGAAAAACCCUAUAAAUGUGAUGAAUGUGGAAAAACCUUUGCUCAGACCACCUACCUUGUCGACCAUCAGCGACUCCACAGUGCAGAGAACCCUUACAAGUGUAAAGAAUGUGGGAAAGUUUUCAUUCGAAGUAAAAGCCUCCUUUUACAUCAGCGAGUCCACACAGAAAAGAAAACCUUUGGUUGUAAAAAGUGUGGGAAAAUUUUUAGUUCUAAGUCAAACCUCAUUGACCACAAGCGGAUGCACAGCAGAGAGAAACCUUACAAAUGCACUGAAUGUGGGAAAGCCUUCACUCAGAGUGCUUACCUUUUUGAUCAUCAGAGACUCCACAAUGGAGAGAAGCCCUAUGAAUGUAAUGAAUGUGGAAAAGUUUUUAUUCUGAAGAAGAGCCUCAUAUUACAUCAAAGGUUCCACACUGGAGAGAAUCUCUAUGAAUGUAAAGACUGUGGUAAGGUCUUUGGUUCUAACAGGAAUCUCAUUGACCAUGAGAGACUCCACAAUGGGGAGAAGCCAUAUGAAUGUCGAGAGUGUGGGAAAACCUUUAUUAUGAGCAAGAGUUUCAUGGUCCACCAGAAACUUCAUACACAGGAGAAAGCCUACAAAUGUGAGGAUUGUGGGAAGGCUUUCAGUUACAAUUCAAGCCUGCUCGUACAUCGAAGAAUCCACACUGGAGAAAAGCCUUUUGAAUGUAGUGAGUGUGGAAGAGCUUUCAGUUCCAACAGAAACCUCAUUGAACAUAAGAGAAUCCACAGUGGUGAAAAACCCUAUGAGUGUAAUGAGUGUGGCAAGUGCUUCAUCUUGAAAAAAAGCCUCAUUGGACAUCAGAGGAUUCACACAAGGGAAAAGUCUUAUAAAUGCAAUGACUGUGGGAAAGUCUUUAGUUACCGCUCAAACCUGAUAGCCCAUCAGAGAAUCCACACUGGUGAGAAGCCCUAUGCAUGUAAUGAGUGUGGGAAAGGCUUCACCUACAACAGAAAUCUUAUUGAACAUCAAAGAAUUCACAGUGGGGAAAAAACAUAUGAAUGUCAUAUCUGUAGAAAAGUUCUUACCUCUAGUAGAAAUCUUAUGGUACAUCAAAGAAUACACACUGGAGAGAAACCUUAUAAAUGUAAUGAGUGUGGAAAAGACUUUAGUCAGAAUAAAAACCUUGUUGUACAUCAGAGAAUGCAUACUGGAGAGAAGCCUUAUGAGUGUGAGAAAUGUAGGAAAUCUUUUACCUCCAAGAGGAAUUUAGUUGGUCACCAGAGAAUCCACACAGGGGAGAAACCCUAUGGGUGUAAUGAUUGUAGCAAAGUUUUUAGACAAAGAAAAAACCUCACUGUACAUCAGAAAGUUCAUACAGAGGAAAAACCCUGUGAAUGUGGUGAGGCUGAAAAGGAAUUUUCUCAGACUUCAAAACUUCAUUUUCAACAAAAAGUCCAUACUGUGGAGGAAUUCUCUUGGCUAAAAAAUGCCAGUGAGUCUAAGAUAGAGAUUCAAAAAAUAUAGUGGAGAUCUGGCAUUGUGGCUAAGUGGUAGAGUACUGCCUUGCAUGUACAACCCC
This is a messenger RNA of Marmota flaviventris (yellow-bellied marmot), 3356 nucleotides long. It is a transcript of the gene Znf197, whose product is annotated as zinc finger protein 197. Gene Ontology annotation, cellular component: nucleus; nucleoplasm. Gene Ontology annotation, biological process: negative regulation of transcription by RNA polymerase II; regulation of cytokine production; regulation of immune system process. The record is from RefSeq and is a predicted model, not a curated record. Gene Ontology annotation, molecular function: RNA polymerase II cis-regulatory region sequence-specific DNA binding; DNA-binding transcription repressor activity, RNA polymerase II-specific. Lineage: Eukaryota; Metazoa; Chordata; Mammalia; Rodentia; Sciuridae.